This is a messenger RNA of Spea bombifrons (plains spadefoot toad), 3265 nucleotides long. Its product is annotated as vomeronasal type-2 receptor 26-like. NCBI's taxonomy places the organism in Eukaryota, Metazoa, Chordata, Amphibia, Anura, Pelobatidae. Gene Ontology annotation, molecular function: G protein-coupled receptor activity. The transcript has 6 exons. Gene Ontology annotation, cellular component: membrane. Bases 1 to 2499 code for a protein of 832 amino acids. Gene Ontology annotation, biological process: G protein-coupled receptor signaling pathway. The record is from RefSeq and is a predicted model, not a curated record.
AUGCUCUUUACCGCGUUAUGGAGGAGCACCGUGUCUAUAGCUGCAGUGAAAUCUGUUGCGCCUCUCUGCGUGAUCCUCCUGUAUUUCUCUAGAAUUGUGUUCCAGAGUCCCGCUCCGGCCUGUAGCCUCCAACUGGUGCAAUCAUAUGAGGACUACGACUAUUUCCAGGAUGGAGACAUCAUCAUUGGGGCAGUGUUUACGGUAAAUUCAUACGUGGUAAAUAUUGAUUAUGAAAAGAGACCUCAGAAAAUACUCUUCUGUGUCAGGCCUAAUCCCCGUGAUUAUAUAAAUAUUCUACUUUUUCUUUUCUCCAUUGAGCAUGUGAACCUAGACCCAAAUAUUUUACCAAAUAUCACGCUGGGAUACCAUUUAUACGACUCGUGUUUAGACGCCCGUAAAGCUGUGAAAAGCAUCAUUCAGAUAUUAUCAGGACCAAAGAAAACAAUCCCUAAUUAUUCCUGUAUGGACUCUAACAGGGUGGCCGGAUUUAUCGGGGAUCAGCAUGCGAUAACAACAGUCCCCAUAGCGCAGGUACUGGGGGUGUACGGAUACGCUCAGAUUAGUUAUGGAGCAUCAGACUACGAGCUCGAUAACAGACGUGUUCAUUCACACUUCUUCCAGACAUGGAAGAACAACCAUAUCCACCUCAAAGUUAUAUGUCAGCUUCUGAAGUACUUUGGAUGGACUUGGGUGGGAAUUCUGACUUCAGAUGAUGACAACGGGGAAAAAGAGACACAGGAGCUCGUAAAAUAUAUGGCCGGUCACGGGAUCUGUGUGGCUUACACCGUAAAAAUAAAUUUAUCAGAUGGCAUGCGUCAUAUUAUUAAGAGGAAAAUAGAAAUUGUCCAAAAGUCAUCUGCUGAAGUUAUUAUACUUUGUGGAUCUUUCAGUCUGGCGAUUCUUGAUGUUAUCAUUGGUUUUGCUAAUAUGUUUACUGAUAAAACAAUGAUCCUUCCUCCAUCCUGGGCCUCCAACUUUUAUCUCACAGAUUACUAUAUUGAAGCCCUGAACGGCACCUUGGCCGUAGACCUGCGCCCGGCACCGUUACCAGAUACCGGAGAUUUCUUUCCUGAUAUCCAUCCUUCAAACAACCCAAAGGACAAACUCCUUGAAGAUAUCUGGAUAACAGAUUUUAACUGUUUGUCAGAAAAUUCACAAAAGAAUAAAAUGUAUUCAAAGCUCUAUAAGAUCUCUCUGCAUAACUGCACUGGAGAAAAAUAUGCAUUUAUUAAGAAUUAUGUGUAUACAGCGGUAUCAUCUCAUGUGUUUUAUUCCGUACUCGCUAUGGCUAACGCCUUACAUUAUUUGCACUUAAAUCUCAAGGAGUAUAGUUAUAACCAUCAGAUAUUUCACCAUAUAAAAAAGGUCAAAUCUUUUUUGGAAUCUGGUGGUUCAUUUUUCAACGAGAAGCUUAAAGAGUUUGGGUUUUGCUUUUCUAUUGUUAACUGGAAACCAAGGUCUCAGUGUUCAGAGAACUGUUUGCCAGGAUACAGAAAAGUCUUAAGACCAGGAACACAAAUCUGCUGCUACGACUGUGUCCAGUGUUCAGAGGGAGAGAUAUCCAACAGAUCUGAUAGUGAAAACUGCAUGAAAUGUCCAGAUACUGAGUGGUCCAAUGAGAUGAAAGAAAAGUGCAUUCCAAAACUGGUGGAGUUUCUGUCGUACACCAAUGAUGCUAUUUCUAUUGUUUUAUCAUGUUCCUCGGUUCUUCUUUGCGUGUUAACACUUGUUAUACUAAUAAUCUUCACCGUCUACAGAGACACACCUGUUGUAAAGGCCAAUAACAAGAACCUCAGCUUCCUUCUCCUGGUGUCCCUCAUGCUGAGCUUUCUCUGUGUGUUUCUGUUCCUCGGUCGUCCUGAGGAUGUAACCUGCAUGCUGCGCCAAACAGCUUUUGGAGUCCUCUUCUCAUUAGCCGUGUCUUCUGUUCUGGGCAAAACAAUCAUGAUCUAUAUUGUUUUCAAAGCCACCAAACCUGGCAGCUCCUGGGCAAACUGGGUCAGCACCAAGGUCUCUAAUUCCAUAGUACUGUUGUGCUCAUCCAUUCAAGUUAUCAUUAAUAUUUCCUGGUUGUCCAUUUCCCCCCCAUUCCAGGAGCUGGACAUGCGCUCUUAUCAGGGAAAGAUCAUCAUUCAGUGUAAUGAGGGCUCGGUUAUCGCCUUCUACUGUGUCCUGGGUUAUAUGGGGCUUCUGGCAGCUGUUAGUUUUAUUAUAGCUUUUUUAGCCAGGACAUUACCGGAUAGUUUUAAUGAGGCCAAGUACAUCACCUUCAGCAUGCUGGUGUUCUGCAGCGUUUGGAUUGCGAUGAUCCCGGCCUAUCUGAGCACCAAAGGGAAGAACAUGGUGGCCGUAGAGAUUUUUGCCAUAUUGGCCUCCAGUGCUGGACUUUUGAUGUGUAUAUUUUUCCCCAAAUGUUACAUAAUUCUGUUUCGACCUAAGAAGAAUACUAAACUACACUUGCUAGGGAGCAAAACUAAAAAUGUUCAGCUGGUAACAUGACAUUUUGGUCUCUAUCACCAUGUUAUUAGUAUACAGUAUGUUAGCCAUUGCACUUUUAUGCCACCAUUACCUAUGCCAGCAACUAGAAAAUCCUUAAUGUGCCAAGCAUAAAUUGGGAUAUGCUGUGAUGAUGGCUAUGGUUAACGGAUUUUAAGCAGGUUAUAUCAGUAUUGCUGGGGUGUAGACCUUUCUCCUGUGCAGGGGUGCAGUAUACAUACUAGAGUACACAUAGGAACAUGGGGUAAAAACUAAUAAUUUACAGUUUUGGGGCAAUUCAGAGCCACUAAAGAAAUGGGCUAUCGCAAAAAUAAAUAAAUAAAUAAAGCCAUCUUUAUUUAUUGAAAGUAAUUGCCCGCUGUGCUAUUGCACCUCUGCCCGGGUUUUGUCUAAAGUUUGUCUUGUACAGCAGGAAGUUACUUUCAAAGGAUCCGGGUAUAAAGUGGAUAUAGAGGCAAAAGGUGAUCAUUGUUAACCUUAUUUGCAUGCGUCUACCCAGAAUCCCUUGUGGUUGUGGCAGCACCAUGAGAUUUCUGAGGGAAAAACAAGCCUUCUGGCCUGUCUGGUGUCUGUAGUGUUUAAUAAUAAUACUUCAACUACCCCUUAAAUUCUAUAUAUAUACCCCAGUCUGUUUCAACUGUUCCAAAUAAAAUAUAAUUCCCCUCCCCCGAGUUCAUUACAUUCAUUAAAUGUAAAAUAGUAGGAAAGCCUAGUAUACAUGGCAUGUUACAAAAAACAAAAUACUGUCUGCGCUUCUCACCCUAAUAAA